Anisakis simplex (herring worm) is the source of this 687-nucleotide messenger RNA. Lineage: Eukaryota; Metazoa; Nematoda; Chromadorea; Rhabditida; Anisakidae. The record is from the annotation of a GenBank genome assembly.
AGUGAUACAGUGCUCUCAACGGUGUUUGUGAUAGCACGUCCCGCAACCAUCCCGUCGGACUCUAGUGAGCACAAAGUCAUGAUUACGACAAUGGAAAUGAGCCCAACAAUGGUCUACGAGGCAGUUCCGUGCAAGAGCACGAACGUAUUCCUGGCUGCCUCAGUACUGAACUCAUCACAAUUUCCAUUUCUUCCAGGCCAAGCAAAUGUCUAUCUCAACAAUAGUUUUGUUGCUAAGAGCGAAAUCAAGGCCGUUUCACCGAAUGAACGAUUUUUGUGCUCUCUUGGCGUUGAUGCAGCGGUCAAAGUGGAAUAUAAACCGGCACAUAAAUACUCAGGACAAGUUGGAAUAUUGGCAAAAUCUUCGUCGACGGCUCACGAGCAACGAAUUGUGAUCAAGAACACUAAAAAUGAAGCCAUUCUAUUGACAGUCAAAGAGCACGUUCCGAAAUCAACCGAUGAAAAAAUAAAAAUCAAACUACUCUCACCAGAGCUGGAUCCGCAAGCGGAUAGUGCUGUUGAUUCACGCAAAAAAGGUGAACUACCGAAAUUAGGAGCUCAAAUGAAUGCUGAACAUAAUCUUGAAUGGACGAUUAAUAUGGAAGGAAACAGCGAAACGGAAUUACUGGUGAAAUGGAGCGUUGAUCAUCCGAACGGUGAAACAAUCGAAUAUCGAGAAGAUUUCUGA